CCCUACACUGUCCCUGCAGAGCUGGCAGAGCACCUGGACUUUGUGGGUGGGCUGCACCGGUUCCCUGCGGAGCGCACGGCGGUCAGCAGAGCCGCUGAGGCCACGAAGGACGUGGGGGCAGCGAGAGCGAUGUUCCACCUGGGCGUGACGCCAUCCGUGCUGCGCCAGAGGUACAACCUGACGGCGAGGGACGUGGGGGUCUUGCCCAACAACAGCCAGGCCUGUGCACAGUUCCUGGAGCAGUACUUCCACCAGGCUGACCUGGCUGAGUUCAUGCAGCUCUUUGGCAGCAGCUUCGCCCACCGCACGCAGGUGGACAAGGUGGUCGGUCACCAGGGCCAUGGCAAGGCUGGGCUGGAGGCCAGUCUGGAUGUGGAGUACAUCAUGAGCACUGGUGCCAACGUCUCCACCUGGGUCUUCAGCAACUCAGGGCGGCACGAGAGCCAGGAGCCCUUCCUGGCCUGGCUGCUGCUGCUCAGCAACAUGUCAGCACUGCCCUGGGUGCACUCGGUCAGCUAUGGGGAUGACGAGGACAGCCUGUCACUGGCCUACAUGGAGCGCGUCAACGCUGAGUUCAUGAAGGCAGCUGCGCGUGGCCUCACCAUUCUCUUCGCGUCAGGUGAUGAUGGUGCUGGGUGCCGCCACGUGCACAGUGGGAACCACACAUUCCGGCCCAGCUUCCCAGCAUCCAGCUACUACAACAUUGGUGGCCGCGCGUCCCCCUACCUGGCUGCGCUCUCCGACAACUACUGGGUGGUGACGAACCGCAUCCCCCUGCCCUGGGUGUCAGGCACCUCGGCCUCCACACCAGUGGUGGCAGGCAUGCUGGCACUCAUCAACGACCGGCGGCUGCAGCGGGGCCUAGCGCCUCUUGGCUUC
This is a messenger RNA of Acanthisitta chloris (rifleman), 879 nucleotides long. RefSeq names its product tripeptidyl peptidase I (gene TPP1). The transcript has 7 exons. The annotation marks the transcript as partial. Gene Ontology annotation, biological process: proteolysis; central nervous system development. NCBI's taxonomy places the organism in Eukaryota, Metazoa, Chordata, Aves, Passeriformes, Acanthisittidae. Gene Ontology annotation, molecular function: tripeptidyl-peptidase activity; serine-type endopeptidase activity. The record is from RefSeq and is a predicted model, not a curated record.